AUGCUAUCUGGAUACUUACGCUCCCUUUGCCGCUUUCGAAAGACGAGCGUGAGUGUUCUUUUACUGGCCACCUAUGCUAUUGUUGGUGCACUGUACGUUUGGAACAAUAUAAAUUAUAGAUACCACGGAACGCUCGACAAGAAAGAUCAAUUGUUACUUGAAGAUGCGUGGCUUUCGCUUCAGGAGAUAACCAAGAGUCCCCACGAAUAUAUAUCGAGGCAGAAUGAUGUUGUACAUGAUUUUAUCUUGCAAAAGGUCAAGACCUUGACAGCCCAAACUCCUUAUGCUGAGAUUUCCGAUGACUUGGAAACUAAAAAUCGCAUUUUAUUCAGACAGCCUGAUGUCUUUAAUUCGAGCUCUGAUGCCACCAGAGUGAUCUCGUUUGAAUCUUCUAAUGUGCUGGUUAAAAUAGAGGGAUCCGACUCAAAACUGGACGGUUUGUUGCUUUCCGCACAUUUCGACUCUGUGCCAACUGGAUUGGGAGCAACAGAUGACGGCAUGGGUGUUGUUUCUCUUCUUGCUUUAUUACAGAGGCUAACAGAAAAACAGCCACGUCGAUCUGUGAUAUUCAAUUUUAACAAUAAUGAGGAAUUUGGACUUUUAGGAGCAUCUGCCUUUUUCAAUCAUCCUUGGAGUAAGCUUGUCCACUAUAUGCUAAAUCUAGAGGGUGCCGGUGCUGGUGGUAAAGCUGUUUUGUUCAGAACUUCUGACGCUGCCACUGCUUCCAUAUACAAAGCUGCAGUCCGUCAGCAACCCUUUGGUAACUCAAUGUAUCAGCAAGCGUUUUACGACCGUUACAUCUCGAGCGAAACUGACUACAAAGUAUACGAACAGCAGGGACUUCGUGGAUGGGAUAUUGCUUUUUAUAAGCCAAGGAGUCUGUAUCACACUAUGCGGGACUCAAUUGUUAACACGGGGAAAGCUUCGCUAUGGCAUAUGAUGCAAGCAGCGUUGCAAUUAACAGAAUUCUUGGUAUAUGAUGAUGUCGUCGACGAUCCUGAAGAUCGCGUUCCUGCAGUAUAUUUCGACAUUUUGGGAUCUUAUUUCGUGUCGUUCAAAGCAAAGACUCUCUUCACCAUGAACUGCGUCCUACUAAGUGUUGUUCCGGUAGUUCUAUUGAUUUUGAAAAUUGUGGGCACGAAAUGGAGUGCCGAUAAAAGCAAAUCCACUUGGCUGUGGUUUAGACUACCUAUCAGCUUUUUGGUUGCAUAUGUGCUAAUAGCCAGUGGCAGAUCGAUCCUAUAUCGUCAAAAUCCGCUAAUUUUUUCUAGAGACUAUCUCAGCCCCACCAUCGCUUUUUGUCUAACUUUCAUUGCUGCCAAUUACUUGGUAUUGUCCUUUUUCGAGUUCUGGUCGCCAAGCGAAGAUUUCAAAUCUGUGGCAAUUUUGGAGCUGUCGCUAGCCUACUGGUUCCUACUACUACUUGCCACUGUUCGGAUCUAUACCGAGAGAUAUCGUGCUACUGGUUUUUACGCUGUAACCGCCCUAUAUUUGUUGGCCUCUUUCAGUGCUACAAUUGGACUCACAUGCUCGGCAUUUAGGCAUAACGAGGUCAGCAGCGAUGCACAUACUUCUGGUGACGACGGUAUACACAGCGAACACCGAACUUCUCCAAACACGGAAAUAGGGGCAGAGGGUCACUCGGAUGAUGAAGUUGACGAAAGAGCGCCUCUGCUUUCUGACCAUACUGCAAGAAGCAGUUUGAGUACUCAGCGAUCCAAGACCGAUAGAGUCAGCAUCAGCGCAAAAGUAAGAAAUAUCAAGAACUACGACUGGAGCAUUCAGUUCCUGUUAUUAGUGCCACUGGCCUCAAUAAUAAUGGCUCUAUGCUCUUCUCAAUUACUUGAAGCUGUCAAUCAGACUUGCCAGGAAGGCUUCAAAGCCUCUUGGAAUGUUUCAAUGAUAUCUAUGCUUAGUGCCAUUUCCAUUGCUUUACCACUUUUGCCAUUUUCGUAUAAGCUCAACUAUUUUGUCGCACUACUGAUCAUGGGCGUUGCAGCAUGUUCAGGAAUUUUGUCCAUCAUCCAGGACCCUUUCACCGCGAGCUCACCUUUGAAAUUGAAGUUCUCUCAGGAAGCUUACCUGAAUAAAGGAGACAAACUCGCAAUGGUGAAGAUAAGUGGUCGUCAAGGCGCGGGUAUCGAGCAGAUACUAGGAGAUCUACCGACAAUAAAGUCAUCGCACACAAAGAUCAAAUGUGAUUCCGAUGGUCUAGGCUCAGAAACGUGUAGCUACCCUGGAGUUACCCCAAAUAUCAUCGAUUACUAUGACGAGUUGAACCUUUCGAGCGCAAUGUCGAUUGAUGUUCUAUCCAACAAUAGAAAAUCGCCCUCCAGGUCGCCAUAUGAACCAAUUUAUGCUGAAGUCCGGAUAAAUGUGCUGGAAAAUCGUUUAUGCACAAUAGCUUUUAACUCCUCGCAAUAUGCCGAUUACACUUUUGGUAAGUCACCAGUUAAGCAACUGACUAUCUUCAAGAAUGCCACUCCUGACAAUCGUACUGCUGCUGCCACACCCAUUGCUGACGGGUUGUCGUUCGACCGAGAGGGAAAUCAAAUAUUCAGAUGGAAUAAAGGCAUCGAUUCUCUACAGUUGCAUAAACUAGACUUCAGAAGAAACUACUACCGGGUGGGAAUUCAGUGGACUCCAAAAAUAUUAAGCCAAGGCUCGGAAGAAGAGACAACAGAUGCAUUAGGUCUUCAGGUACGCUGCUCUUGGGGUGAUUAUGAUUCCGAAUCUAUCGUAAAUGAAGAGCCUAGACGUAGAGUACCCGCUUACGACGAACUGUUGGCUUAUUCACCUGCUUCAGUGUCUUAUGCGAACAGAGAAGCCGGUAUGGUGAUACUCAAUGACUUCCUUGUCCUGUGA
This is a messenger RNA of Lachancea sp. 'fantastica', 2865 nucleotides long. NCBI's taxonomy places the organism in Eukaryota, Fungi, Ascomycota, Saccharomycetes, Saccharomycetales, Saccharomycetaceae. The record is from the annotation of a GenBank genome assembly.